Messenger RNA from Cryptococcus wingfieldii CBS 7118, 1485 nucleotides. Its product is annotated as sphingolipid C9-methyltransferase. The record is from RefSeq and is a predicted model, not a curated record. NCBI's taxonomy places the organism in Eukaryota, Fungi, Basidiomycota, Tremellomycetes, Tremellales, Cryptococcaceae. Gene Ontology annotation, biological process: cellular response to biotic stimulus. Bases 1 to 1485 code for a protein of 494 amino acids. The transcript is spliced from 6 exons.
AUGGCCGACAUCCAGCCCGUCCAGGCGGCCAAGCCUUACGUCCCCACGACCACCCCCGCUAUCCCCAACCCUCCUCUGCCCGUCGAGGGCUGCGCGUCCUUCUCCAAUUACGAGCUCGCCGCCUCCCUCCUCGUCGUCCCCUACAUCCUCCAAAAGUUCAUCCCCUUUGCUCCCAACGGCUGGAAGACCUACUGGUUCCUCUUUGUCCUCUCCGGUGUCCCUACUGCUAUCGGCUACUGGUACCUGAAGUCCAAGUUUGGCAAGCCCAUCAAUGAGAAGCUUGCGCUCCCCAACAGGGGGCUUGAGUACUAUUUGGAUAUCAAGGACAAGGCUCUGAGGGACAAGUAUGUGCUUGGGGGUAAGAAGAUCCCCAUGCAGGUCUUCCACGACGCGUACUUUGACAAGAAGAUUGAGUUUAAGGGUGAUAUCUUGGAUGUCCUUGAGUACAGGCAUGACUGGGCUUCUUUCGAGUUCACUCCCGAGCUUUUCCGAUACGUUUUCAUGAACUUGAUCCCCGACGUCGUCCUCCACUCUCAAUCCCAAGACGAAGAGCAGGUCCGCGACCACUACGACCGAGGCAACGACUUCUACUCCUGGUUCCUCGGACCCCGUAUGAUCUACACCGGCGGUGUCGUCACCGACCUCACCCGCGAAGAGACCCUCGAAGAGCUCCAGGACAACAAGCUCCGCCUCGUCUGCGAGAAGCUCGAGUUGAAGGAGGGCGACACUAUGCUCGAUAUCGGCUGUGGAUGGGGAACCCUCGCUACGUUUGCUGGAAAGAACUAUGGUGUCGACAUUACUGGUGUUACCCUUGCCCGAGAGCAGACCAAGUUUGGUACCGAGCGUCUCAGGCAGAAUGGUGUCCCCGAGUCUCGAGGCAGAAUCUUGUGUAUGGACUACCGCGAUAUUCCUCACGCUGAGGGCAAGUACAACAAAAUAUCUUGUCUCGAGAUGGCCGAGCACGUCGGUAUCAGGCGAUACAGCAAGUUCUUGAAGGAGAUCUACAGCCUUCUGUCGGACGAUGGUAUCAUGGUUUUCCAGGUCGCUGGUUUGAGGACUUGCUGGCAGUUUGAGGACCUCAACUGGGGUCUCUUCAUGAACAAGUACGUCUUCCCCGGUGCCGACGCCUCCUGCGCCCUCAACUGGGUCAUCGCCCAACUCGAGCAUGCCAACUUUGAGAUCAAGUCUAUCGACGUCCUCGGUGUCCACUACUGCGCCACUUUGCACAGGUGGUACAAGAACUGGCUCAGCAACGAGGAGAAGGUCAAGGCCAAGUAUGGUGACAGGUGGUUCAGGAUCUGGGCGUUCUUCUUGGCUUACAGUGUUAUCGCUGCUAGGCAGGGAUCUUCUUCUGUCUUCCAGAUCACUUGCCACAAGAACCUCAACGCUUUCCCCAGGAUCUUGGGUGUCCCCUCCCACACCUCUCUCCACGCUCCUCUCCGAAAGAUCGAGCCUGUCGUCUCCCACACCGAGAUGUGGGAGUAA